This is a messenger RNA of Cryptotermes secundus, 1039 nucleotides long. RefSeq lists its product as uncharacterized. The record is from RefSeq and is a predicted model, not a curated record. Lineage: Eukaryota; Metazoa; Arthropoda; Insecta; Blattodea; Kalotermitidae. The transcript is spliced from 2 exons. Bases 375 to 881 code for a protein of 168 amino acids.
AUGACCACGCGGCACCCUCUAUCCACUAAAGUUGACACUAACAUGUGACACUAUCAUCAGACGUUAAAUUUAAAUUGAUUAAGGCUUUCGGUAAUAUGUAUUCCUAUCCAGAGUCUGCUUCCUGAAAGUUACAUUCUUUCUCUCUGUGCAGGUAUUUCUGUGGGGCCCUGAAGGAAGCCGUCAACUGUUAUACUUUGGAAGUGUCGUUUUUCGGAUACCAACGUCCUAAUUCUCCAGGAAUAUUUCAGUACACAGAAGAAUCAUAUUGUCGGCUCGGCCGGAACUUAGCUCGCACGUACCUGGAUUACUACCGAGCCAUUGGAGUUAUCCCAGUGAAUCUACCUGCUACUGUUACAACGUCCCCUGAACCAAGGAUGCGAGCCAGAUCAAGCCGGAGCCCAUCAGCGCGUCCUCGCUCCCGCCCUCGGACAACACGCAGCCACGCAGUGCUUCACAUGCAUGAAUUGACGGCUACCUACGACCAGGGCGGCAGUUCCUCCAGUGACGCUGGUGAAGGUUCGCCAGUUCACCCUGCGCCUCCGUUACUCCAGCACAACCAGGGCCCCACACACGUUCUUCUGCACUACCAACAGUUGCCCGCGCCAAUUCCAGAGAAGCACGUGUCUGCAGGCAUCCGAAGCCUGGCUGGAAGGAAAGUAGGAGGUGGAGGUGUGGUUUGCCGUUCUGCAAUGCCUGCUGCCUCCAGGCCACAGCCACCGCCGCCUGCACCUCCCAGACUCACCAUCAUCGACUUCAACAAGUUAACUCGAGGAGGUCUAGAUCAGGCAACUGGACGAGGCCGCGGAAGGAGCAGUCGAGGCAGAGGAAGGCCGAAGAGACGAGAGUCGAGGAAACUUGGCGGUUCUCCUGCACAGAACUGAAGCUAGAUCCUGAUUCAUUGCAGUCCGCUUGAUGAUUGCAGAUGGAUGUUUCCGCUAAAGAAGCAAUUGUUCUGUUUGUCCUCUGCUGUUCCAGUUAUACAGGAUGAAUCGUAUAGAACCGGUCAGAUGAAUUUGCUAAUAAUUCCGCAGGUGAUGCA